Messenger RNA from Moneuplotes crassus, 618 nucleotides. The record is from the annotation of a GenBank genome assembly. Lineage: Eukaryota; Ciliophora; Spirotrichea; Euplotida; Euplotidae.
UAUCUUAAAAUGGAGAUACAAGAACUUUUUAGAGCGACAGAAGGGCCUAAUAAGGGAAAGUUUACAAAUCCUGCUGAUCUUCCUGGGAGUUCUUAUGUAAUUGAUGAUCUUUUACAGGUAUUCCCAACUAUGUGUGAUAAAGAUCUAAAGAAGAAAGGGAUAUUAGAUGAAAUGGGAUCUAUCAGUGAGAGACUAAAAAUCUCAUGGAAAGCCAAACUCCCCACCGAAAUCAGAGAGAACCUAUGAGAACCAAUCGAAACUAAACAUUACAGACCCCUAAACUUCCAUACCUUAAACGAGGACAAAAAGGAAGAAGAACUGCCCUCAACCUCUCCCUCACAUCCUCUCCUCACUCCAAUCUCUUCCACCCCUUCCGCCUCUCCUCCUUCAAACGUCCCUCCUACUUCCUCCCUGGCUCCUCCUCCACCUCCAUCAACCGGCCCUCCAGCACCUCCGCCACCCCCAUCAAUCGCACCAGCCACAACUUCCACAAGCGCUCCUCCUCCACCCCCACCUCCAGGCCCACCACCUCCACCUCCAAGUCAAGCCUAAUCCCAAAAAUCUGCACUAAGCCACUCAGCCAAGUGCCAAAGCUGCCAUUCCAGCCAAAGCUCGAGU